Messenger RNA from Trypanosoma brucei brucei TREU927, 570 nucleotides. RefSeq lists its product as hypothetical. Lineage: Eukaryota; Euglenozoa; Kinetoplastea; Trypanosomatida; Trypanosomatidae. The coding region runs from base 1 to 570 and encodes 189 amino acids. The record is from RefSeq and is a predicted model, not a curated record. The transcript has a single exon.
AUGGUGUGGAAAGGAUCACGUGAACGAGGUGUUCAGGAGUACCGAAAGAAGAGCAAGGGGAAUAAGCCCACCAAGGGUGAAAAGGUGUCGAAGAAGGGAGUUUCCUCCUCACGGCAGCCGAAACAGCGGGAGUUGUUAUCAGCGAAACAACAGCAGCAGCAAAACAGGAAGAACGAGGAACUACGUGCGGCACUCGCUGGUGCCUUUUCCACCGAGGUAUCCAGCAGCAACGCGGGCCCAGCGUUCGAUGGAUAUGGAAAGGGUAGUCCUACUGACCGACUGCAGUUCGGUUACGCACCUGCUGUAGCUGCGGAAGCUGUUGCAUAUCACAGCACUAUCUCUACUGAUGCGUGGAUUGAGGCGCGAAGGACGCGCUACCGCACGGCAAUUGUGGAGCAGAAGAAGCUACGGAGGCCGAAUUGUGAACCCAUAACCUCUAUACUGAAACUUCAGGGGCACUGGCGGAGCACUGAACUCUUUGAGAGAGAGGUUCACGGGAGCCACGCAGUCGCGCAGGACAAGGUGGACGAUAUUCUUGACACAUUUGUUUCACGCCAACGUGUCGCUUAG